This is a messenger RNA of Lontra canadensis (Northern American river otter), 5147 nucleotides long. RefSeq names its product tubulin gamma complex associated protein 6 (gene TUBGCP6). Gene Ontology annotation, biological process: meiotic cell cycle; spindle assembly; cytoplasmic microtubule organization. NCBI's taxonomy places the organism in Eukaryota, Metazoa, Chordata, Mammalia, Carnivora, Mustelidae. The transcript has 26 exons. Gene Ontology annotation, cellular component: equatorial microtubule organizing center; spindle pole; gamma-tubulin complex. Bases 159 to 5093 code for a protein of 1644 amino acids. The record is from RefSeq and is a predicted model, not a curated record. Gene Ontology annotation, molecular function: gamma-tubulin binding; microtubule minus-end binding.
CGGGGGGCGCCACUGCUGAGCCUCCGGGUGCCGGUCUCGGGUCGCCCAGCUCUCAGCCCCGUGCGGUCCGCUCCCGCGUCUGCGUCCGCAAGGCCGGGGUGCAGCCCGGCCGCGGUGCUUUAACGCCUGCUGGGGGCCGGGAGCUGAAAGGGGUGGGCAUGGCCAGCGUCCCGCAGCUGUUGGACGACCUGUGCGAGGCCCUCCUGCCAGCCGCGAAGGUUCCCCUGGGCCAGCGCGGCGUGAGCCGGCAGAGGGCAAAGCAGAGCCUCAAGAGGGUGGCCUACAAUGCCCUCUUCACGGGCCUUUUUCAAGACGAGACUCGCAGACUGCAGCCUGAUCUCGCGAAGCUCCCGGUGAAGAACAAGGUCCUCAUGCUGUCCUUCGACUUGAGAGUGGGCGGUCUGGGCCCCGAGGCUGACCGUCUGGAGGAGCUGGUGGAGGAGCUCCUCGAGGCCCCUUGCGGUCCGCUGGUGGAGGUGGGGUCUGUUUUGGACCUCCUGGUGCAGCUGGCAGGGAGCGGCCCCCCUCAGGUGCUGCGGCGCAAGAGGGACUACUUCUGGAACAACAGGCACGUGGGGCGAAACGUGCCCUACGGCGGCUACGACUUCUACGACCUGAGUGUGUUUGAGUUGGACGUCCAGUCUUUGAUCUCCAGGGAGGAGUACUUAUGUCAGGACAUGAUCCAGAAGGCGCUUCAGGUGAUGGAGGCGGCCCCAGGCACUGGCCUGCCCACCACGGGGCUCUUCUCAUAUGGGGAUCCUUGGAGUGACAGGUUUGAGAGAGACACCCGGGUCUCGCUUUUUGGCGCCCUCGUGCACAGCCGCACAUAUGACAUGGACGUGCGGCUGGACCUGCCCCCGGUGCCCGACAGUGCAGACCUCUCUGGAUUGGCCAUUAAGGUUCCUCAGAGUGUGGAUCAGUCUGACGAUGAAGGGUUCCAGUCGGCAUCUAAUUUGACUCCUGACUCCCAGUCUGAACCAGGCAUGACUCCAGACAUGGACCUGUGGGAUGCUGUGCUCACCUACGAGGCCAGCAAGCGGAGGUGCUGGGAGCAAGUUGGAUGCCCCCCCGGCCACAGAGAGGAGCCGUACCUCACCGAGGCCGGAAGGGACACCUUCGACAGGUUCUGCAGGCUCCGCCACGGGGAGCUGCAGGUGCUUGGCGGGGGCCUGCUACAGGCCCCACCGCUUGUCCUGGUGAAGGAGUGCGAGCUGGUGAAGGAUGCACUGAAUGUCCUCAUCGGGGUCGCGUCGGCCACGUUUUCCCUCUGCCAGCCGGCCCAGACCUUCAUGGUGAAGCGAGGUGUCCAUGUGUCCGGAGCCUCUCCCGAGAGCGUCAGCAGCCUCCUCUCCGAGGUGGCCGAGUGUGGGACGCACUACGCACGUCUGAGCCAGUUCUCUCUGCAGCCUGUGCUGGACUCCUCGUGCGGCAAGGGCCUCGUGUUCCAGGCCUUCACCAGCGGCCUGAGGAGGUACCUGCAGUACUAUCGGGCCUGCGUCCUCUCCACCCCACCCACCCUGAGCCUCCUCACCAUUGGCUUUCUCUUCAAGAAACUGGGGCGGCAGCUCAGGUACCUGGCCGAGCUCUGUGGCGUGGGCGCUGCGCUCCCAGGUAGCGGUGGCGGGGAACCCAAGGCCGCCUUCCCCACCGGGGUGAAGCUACUCUCCUGCCUGUACCAGGAAGCUCUGGACAAUUGCAGCAACGAGCACUACCCCGUGCUGCUGUCCCUGCUGAAGACCAGCUGCGAGCCCUACACGAGGUUCAUCCACGACUGGGUGUACAGCGGCGUCUUCAGAGAUGUCUGCGGCGAGUUCAUGAUCCAGGUGAACCACGAGUACUUGGGCUUCAGAGAUAAGUUUUACUGGACCCAUGGCUACGUGCUCAUUUCCAAAGAGGUGGAGGACUGCGUCCCCGUGUUCUUGAAGCACAUUGCCCAUGAUGUGUACGUCUGCGGGAAGACCAUCAACUUGCUGAAAGUCUGCUGCCCCCGGCACUACCUCUGCUGGUCUGAUGUCCCCGUGCCUCGGAUCUCGGUGAUUUUCUCCCCUGAGGAGUUGAAGGAGGUCGAGAGGGACUGUGCCAUCUACGUGGGGCGGAUGGAGAGGGUGGCACGCCACAGCUGCAUCAGCAAGGAGGAGAAGGAAUUACGAAUGGAAAUUGCAAAGCAAGAAUUGAUUGUCCAGGCUCGGGAAGCAGCGUCCAGAGUCCUGCGAGCGCUCAGUGAUCGGCAGACCUCGGAACGCAUGGCCUUGGACGCCCAGAAGCGAGAGCAGUUUCAGAGGCUGAAGGAGCAGUUUGUGCAGGACCAGGAGCGGCGCCGUGCAGCCCGGCAGGAGGCCCUGGAUGACGACGCCGGCCGAGCGCGAGAGCUCCGCGACAGGGAGAGGCGGCUGAUGGCCCUGGAGGAGCAGCUGGAGAGGAAGGCGAGGCAGGCGCUGGUUGACCAUUAUAGCAAGUUGUCGGCAGAAGCCGCUCGCCGAGAGCAGAAGGCACUGUGGAAGAUCCAGAGGCGCCGGCUGGCAAGCGCGCGGCUUCGUUUCCUCGUGGAGGAUCAGGAGCACAUUCAGGGGAUGCUGAAGGACGUGUCCGAGGGGAAGGCCCUGGAGCCACUGGCCGUCCUCCCUGUUGCUGGCUCCCAGACUUUGUCUUUGGGCCGUGAGCACCCCGCCAGUGGCAGCAGCUCCGACUCCGGGUGUGCAGAGCCGCGGCAUGUGGCUGCCUGGGACUGCCCGAACACGGGGAUGCCGGAGCAAGUCAGGCCGCCAGCUGCAGGGGCCUGCGGCUCGGGGCCGGGAGCUGAGCCGCAGCCGGGGCCGGGGGCCGGGCCAGGGCCGUUCUCCGAGGGCCUCAGCAUCCAAGACUUCCUGCCCAGAGCCCGGGAGGCUGAGCUGCCUGCGCAUGCUGGCGUGGCCCCUGUCCUGGAGGAGGCGUUACAAACCAUCGGCUCCGACCCGCCUCCCUCAGCUCCAUCCGAUGUGGUGGCCACAGGGCCUGCUGGGCCACAGGAGUAUGAUUUCAGAACCAUCCUGAGGCCCGCUGUGGCCCCCUUGGCUUCCCCAGGAUCCCUGCAGACUGUAGGAGUUGGCUCGAGCAAUGAGGGGCAGCAGCUGUGGCGGGACAGUGUCACACAGCCAGAGGACACAGGUGUCCCAGAUAGGCACGUGGCUCUGCCUCACCCCCACCAUACUGGGCACACCGUCCCCCAGGAAGGGAGCAGUCAGGCCAUGGGGCAGCUCCUUGAGCAUGUGUCAGAGGGCAGCAUUCCCAAAGGCGGCUGUACUUCUGGGAUGGCCCCCUCUCGACCACGGUGGAACGUCCACGGACACGUGUCUGACGCCAGCAUCAAGGUGGGGGAGAACGUGUGGGAUGUGGCCCCCUCCAGACCGCGGUGGAAUGUCCACGGACACGUGUCUGACGCCAGCAUCAAGGUGGGGGAGAACGUGUGGGAUGUGGCCCCCUCCCGACCGCGGUGGAAUGUCCACGGACACGUGUCUCAGUCCCACGUGGCGCUGAGUGUACUCUCUGGGGAAGGCCAGCCUGAUAUGCCCAGGCCCUGCCAGAGCCUCACUGACCAGGUGUUCCGGUCGGGCCUCAGUCUGGGAGCACAGAGUCCUGUCUGUGAGCACGAGCCACGACUGCCUGCAGAGACGGCUGGUUCCAGUGGUGGGGAGCCACAUGGCCUCCAGGCUUCGCCGUCUGCAGUGGCUGCAUCUGGGGACCUGGGUGAUGGUAUCCCUGAAGAGCCAGGACCGGGACCGAGUAGGGACACGGAGGACCUCUCUCCAAGUCACCCUCCAAGCUCACAGGAUGACGUGGCGGCCCAGAGCAGCCCCGGCCUUGGUGAGGAGGUGGCCGCGGCCCAGCGCUGGGGCCAGGAGCAGGCCUACCUAGCGGGUCUGGCAGAGCAGUACGGGCUGGAGCAGUACCCGGACAGCUACGAGGCCAUGUCAGAGCCUCCUGUUGCCCGCCUGCUACACCAUGGGCUUCCCCAGGCCUUUGCCCUCCCAGAGGACCCCCGCGUCCCAUCGGACGCAGACGAGACCGCGGUGCAGCUGAGCGAGCUCCUGCCGCUGCCCGUGCUCAUGAAGCACUCCAUCAGCGCCCCGCUGGCAGCGCACAUCUCGUUGGUGAACAAGGCCGCCGUGGACUACUUCUUCGUGGAGCUGCAGCUGGAGGCGCACUUCGAGGCGCUGCGCCAUUUCCUGCUUAUGGAGGACGGCGAGUUCGCACAGUCGCUCAGCGACCUGCUCUUUGAGAAGCUGGGGGCGGGCCAGACGCCUGGGGAGCUGCUCAACCCGCUGGUGCUCAACUCCGUGCUCAGCAAGGCCCUGCGGUACAGCCUGCACGGCGACACGCCGCACGCCGCCAACCUCUCCUUCGCCCUCAAGUUCCUGCCCGAGGCCUUUGCCCCCAAUGCGCCCGACGUGCUGAGCUGCCUGGAGCUCAGGUACAAGGUCGACUGGCCCCUGAACGUGGUGCUCACCGAGGGCUGCCUGAGCAGGUACAGCGGCAUCUUCUCCUUCCUGCUGCAGCUCAAGCUCAUGAUGUGGACGCUCAAGGACGUCUGCUUCCACUUGAAGCGCGCAGCUCUGGUGAGCCGCGCGGCCGGCUCCGUGCAGUUCCGCCAGCUGCAGCUCUUCAAGCACGAGAUGCAGCACUUUGUCAAGGUCACGCAGGGCUACAUCGCCAACCAGAUCCUGCACGUCACCUGGUGCGAGUUCCGGGCGCGGCUGGCGCAGGUGGGCGACCUGGAGGACAUCCAGCGCGCGCACGCCGAGUACCUGCACAAGGCCGUGUUCCGGGGCCUGCUGACCGAGAAGGCCGCGCCGGUCAUGAACGUCAUCCACAGCAUCUUCAGCCUCGUGCUCAAGUUUCGCAGCCAGCUCAUCUCCCAGCCCUGGGUCCCCGCCGGCGGCCCCCGGGGCGCGGAGCACCCCAACUUCGCCCUCAUGCAGCAGUCCUACAGCACCUUUAAGUACUACUCCCACUUCCUCUUUAAAGUGGUGACCAAGCUGGUGAACCGAGGCUACCAGCCCCACCUGGAGGACUUCCUGCUGCGCAUCAACUUCAACAACUACUAUCAGGACGCCUGAGGCUGCGCGACACAGUUCACGGACAAACGCCGAGGCACCGGCCCUCACUCACCC